Molecule: messenger RNA, 408 nt
Organism: Colletotrichum acutatum
Lineage: Eukaryota; Fungi; Ascomycota; Sordariomycetes; Glomerellales; Glomerellaceae
Exons: 3
Coding region: 1-408 (135 amino acids)
Source: RefSeq, a predicted model, not a curated record
AUGGUGGACCGGGUCGCCGUAUCCGUUACGCUGAGCGGCCUGAACGGGCUUUCGCUGGGUUUAGCUGGGAAGAUCCAGACCCCAUCGGUUCCUGGCACUCCCACUUUCAAGCACCCCGGCGGCGUACGGGCCGUUGUACGGCAGCGGCACUGGGAUCGGAACAUGGAAGAAGGAAAAAUGGGACGACGUGAGUACGAAGUCUCUAAUGAGCUGUGUUGCACUGCCGAGGAAACAUCCUGUGAAUAUUGGAAGGGCAAUAAGCAAAACCCAGCCAGGCGCCUCAGUGAACUUGCCUCUUAUCCUGAUGUUACCCCUCCUGAACGAUUUAACUUUAUGCACUCGGGUGCCUCCACCGGAUCUCCACCAGGUGAAGUCUCUGCUUCGGUCGGAGUCAUGGAGAGAAAUUGA